Durio zibethinus is the source of this 1828-nucleotide messenger RNA. NCBI's taxonomy places the organism in Eukaryota, Viridiplantae, Streptophyta, Magnoliopsida, Malvales, Malvaceae. The record is from RefSeq and is a predicted model, not a curated record.
UUUGGUUAGAUGAUUUUUUUUAGGAAUUAUAAAUAGCAACUUGAAUUCUCAGUCUAUCCGCAUAUACGUUCUGAGUUUUUCUUCUUUGUUUGGUUUUUGCAUUGUCUCUUUCAUAUAUUUCACAAUAAAAACCCCUAAUUGCAUUACUGUUGAAUUCACCUAGCAUUAAUUUCAAUAUCUUUUACAUUUUGAACUGCCAUUUAUUAUCUUUGAUUUUAUGGUUUUCAGAUAUCUCUCAUGUCUAACAGAACUUUGUCGCCUUUUCAUUCAUCAAUAGGUCAGCAAUUCACAAGAGUCCAAUUUUUGAAUCUUGGAGCAAAUUACUAGUGAAUUCUUCACAUACUCAACUGGGGCUUUGUAAUUUUAUUGCACCUAAUCUCUGGUUAAGCUCCCUUGGCCUUUUCUGGGUCUAUUUACUCUCUUCUUGCCUACCUCUUUUGCUUGACAUUUCUGCUUCCCCAUAAUUUAAGUAGUAAAUUAGACUCUUUUUUUAGUGAAACCCAUUAUAGAAUUAAUCCAAGAACUAUUCUUGAAAUCCAUGGUUUUGGAGACGGAUUACUGGCUAUCCUAAUUUGGGAGUUUAGUGAAUUCAGUUCUUUCUUCCCGUGGGUGAUAUUCUAGAUAGUGGAUUCAGACAAAGCCUAGAUGACUGUGGAUGAGGCGGGCAGCUGCUCCGAGUGGAGCAGGGAGCAAGACAAGGCAUUUGAGAAUGCCCUUGCAACUUAUCCUGAGGAUUCUUCAGAUCGGUGGGAGAAAAUUGCGGCUGAAGUACCUGGGAAAACUUUGGAGGAGAUUAAAGAACACUAUGAGCUUCUGGAGGAUGACGUUAACCGGAUUGAAUCUGGUUGUGUGCCUCUCCCGCCAUAUAAUUCUUCUGAGGGUUCAGCGGGCCAUGCUGGUGAUGAAGGAACUGGUAAGAAGGGAAGUGGCCAUUUAGGGCAUUGUAACAGUGAGUCAAACCAUGGGAGUAAGAAUUCAAGGUCAGAUCAGGAACGCCGUAAGGGGAUUGCUUGGACAGAGGAUGAGCACAGGUUAUUUCUUAUUGGUUUGGAUAAAUAUGGGAAAGGUGAUUGGCGAAGUAUAUCACGGAACUUUGUGGUCACAAGAACGCCAACACAGGUGGCAAGCCAUGCGCAAAAAUAUUUCAUUCGAUUGAACUCCAUGAACAAAGAUAGGAGGCGAUCUAGCAUCCAUGAUAUUACCAGUGUUGGCAAUGGAGAUAUUUCAGCACCCCAAGGACCAAUCACUGGUCAAUCAAAUGGUGCUGCAUCCGGAAGUUCCUCUGGAAAAUCGGCCAAACAGCCCCUUCAAAAUCCCGCUGCACCACCUGGUGUUGGCAUGUAUGGUGGUCCAACUAUAGGGCAACCAAUAGGAGGUCCCCUUGUCUCAGCAGUUGGCACACCAGUGAAUCUUCCUGCCCAGGCACCUAUGGCUUAUGGAGUAAGAGCUCCUGUACCAGGACCAGUGGUUCCUGGAGCAUCGAUGAACAUGGGUCCCGUGACAUACCCAAUGCCGCAUACAUCUGCUUCUAGGAUUAUUCAGGUUUGGCUCCAUUGCGUUUUGUCGGGUUCUUCAAAGCUGAUUCAUUAAGAUGGCAUUUGAUAGCUGCUGUGAUCGCAGGAAUGAUAUUUGAAUAUGCUGCUUUGAACAGUUUUGAAUGUUAAAAAUGGCCUAUGCGAUUGUAUGGUCACAAAACUUUACUUGUAGAGGUGCUAGUGUCGCUAUGGUAGUCUGAUUGCUGGUCUGAUGAUUAUGUUCAGCUAAUGUUACUCCAGCAUUCACUUGGGUGAAGAUUUUCAUUCAUUAAUUAAGGAAGGUUUUCGGAGGG